CACUGAUGCAGGAUUAGGUUUGUUGGUUCAGACACGAAGAAAACUUCGGAUUUUUUGGUUUGGUUCCGGAUAGCCGAAGAUCUUUUAAGAACCGACAACCCCUUACUGACUCCUCCCUUCACACUUUGACUACUCACAAUCUCGAAUACUUGUGAUAUUUUUAUCCUUCAAUCAAAUAUAAUAGAAUUCGAUAACCGCCAAUGGAAAAAGACUAUUUUCUCUCUCUCCCGCUCUCAACAUACAUACUAGCUCUAAUUUUAAUUAAAAAUUUUUAUUUUUUAGAUGAACGUCCAUUUAACGAAUUCUCAAGAAAAGGUUUUUGGAAGAUGUUGACAGUUAAAGACUUUCUUGGGGAUUGUAUGUUAAUCGUUACUGUACAUCCAUAUACUGAUAAAGAGAUUUGUUCAAAAAUAAAGCAACGACUUGUUGAGAAAUUUCUUCAUCCUCAAAAUCCCGAAGAUCUUUUGCCUGAUUGUAAUGUUACUUCAAUAUUUUGGCAAGAACAAGUUAAUUCUAGCGAUGAUAAAAAUUAUGAACAUUUGGCAGGUCCUCCAUUUGUUUAUGAAUCUUUGUUGGGUUGUAAUUUUCGAAUAUCUCCAUCUACCUUCUUUCAGACAAAUUCAACCGGGGCAGCUUUGCUUUAUUCAGCAAUUGGAGAUUUACUUAAAUUACCUAAAUUAAUUAAUGCCCCAGGAAGUGAAAAAUUUAAUCGAAUGGAAAAAUUAAAAAAUAAUAAAAAUAUUUUGAAAGAAGAGAAAAUUGUGGUUGAAAAAUUGGAAGAUAAUAAAGUUGGAGAAGAAGACAAAGAAGAAUGUAUUGCAAAAAAGCCUCGUUUAGAUAAAGAAAAAAUUGAAGAGAAAGAGUCAAAUAUAGAGGUAUUAUUAAAUUUUAUUAGAAAAUAUUUUUGUUGUGGUAUUAUUUUAAAAUAGAAGACAAAUUUUUGGUGAAUA
Molecule: messenger RNA, 950 nt
Organism: Meloidogyne enterolobii
Lineage: Eukaryota; Metazoa; Nematoda; Chromadorea; Rhabditida; Meloidogynidae
Source: the annotation of a GenBank genome assembly